AUGUUUAGUUACAGAAUUUUUGAUGCAGAAGACGCUUCUCCGCGAGCAUGGUGUCCAGAAAGGCUAGUUGGCGCCCAACUCGACCAAUGGUUACAAGCGGACUUUGACAGACUAUACGUCAUCUCCACUCUUGUCGUCAAGGGCCGUAACACAAAGCCAGUAAGCAAUUUAUCUGUUAAACAUGCUUCUGAAUGUCGAAUUUGA
Protopolystoma xenopodis is the source of this 204-nucleotide messenger RNA. NCBI's taxonomy places the organism in Eukaryota, Metazoa, Platyhelminthes, Monogenea, Polystomatidea, Polystomatidae. The record is from the annotation of a GenBank genome assembly.